UUAAGCAUAAAAGUACAUAUAUAAUAUAUCUCUCUCUAAAGAGAGGAAAAAAGUUAAAGUGCUUCAUCCUGCUAUCUACCAGCCAAACACCACGAGUCGAGUUUUUCUUCGCCUGCUCACCUGUCUCUACAUCAAAUGAUUAGUCUGAGUACUUCAUUAUGAUGAUCUUCAUACUUUUGAGUCUUCUAGCUGGUGUGCUUGGGCAAAUCUCCCCAAAUUUGAGCUUCAGUCCCGAGGACAUCGAACGAGGAUUUCGCGCACUUGACUCUAACAUCGAUGGCAGUUUGGAACCAAAUGAAGUUUUUGUGUUAUACGACAGCAUCGACAUUGAUGGAGAUGGAUUUGUGAGCAUGGAGGAGUUUACCCGUUUUCUACCGUCUGGAUAUCCCCCAAAAGAAGUCCAAGGAAUGUUCAAGUACUGUGACAAGCUGGACGGCACGAACGAUGACAGGAUUGGUAGGACAAAUAUCAACAGCUUAUUUGAGAUCUUGGACACUGAUGACAGCGGGGAAGUCUCACUUGCAGAAUUUCUAAAGAACAUGCCACUGAUUGUGAGCGGCAUGUUAGAAGAGGUACAGCCAUAAGGGUGGUGUGUUCAUGAAGCUGAUACCUGAAAGAAAAGAAAAAAUAAAAUAUUUGAAAUGCA
This is a messenger RNA of Pomacea canaliculata, 646 nucleotides long. RefSeq names its product probable calcium-binding protein CML10. Bases 159 to 584 code for a protein of 141 amino acids. The record is from RefSeq and is a predicted model, not a curated record. Gene Ontology annotation, molecular function: calcium ion binding. Lineage: Eukaryota; Metazoa; Mollusca; Gastropoda; Architaenioglossa; Ampullariidae. The transcript is spliced from 6 exons.